CCCAGUUAAUAUUUUUUAUUUUUUUGGGGGUGCAUGCUCCGUCAAAGUGGGACUCAAGAAACCAAUGGUCUAGACUAACUAACUAGAGGCCUCAAUUGUCAGAAUUGAAAAUGCGUAGGCAGAUAUAGUCCAGGUGCGCUCUGGUACAUAUACACAUGAUCCAUCUUCCAUCGUUGAAAAUCCCAAUACCAUCAGCAGCCAAACAUGCUCAAAGUCAAAUCUUUCUCCAUUCUCUUAUCACUUGGAUUGCUUGUGCUGCUUUUCUCAUAUGCAACUACAAAAACAACAGCUACAUCAGAAGAAUCAGAAGCAGAAUCCCUUCUCAAAUGGAAAUCCAGUCUCUCACAAACACAACCCUCUCUCAAUUCAUGGUCACUCACCAAUUCCACCACCAAAACCCCAUGCAAUUGGACUGGAAUCUUAUGCGACGACGUGGGACGCGUGACUGACAUCAACCUGCCGAGUGCCGGUUUGCAAGGUAAUCUCCAUAACUUGAGCUUCCCAUCAUUUCCGAACCUCAUUCGUCUCGAUCUCAAUAACAACACACUCCUCGGAACCAUACCGGCAGAUAUCGGUACUCUCUCUAAACUCACCUUCCUUAAUCUGUCCAUGAACAAACUCUCCGGUCCCAUCCCUUCGCAAUUAGGAGACUUGAUUAACUUAAAUGAGCUAGCCAUGUCCCAUAACCUUCUUAGUGGCUCUGUACCAUUGUCAUUAGGAAACUUAGCCAAGCUUACUGUAUUGAACCUGUGGCGCAAUCAGAUUUCUGGUUCCAUCCCUCCCAUUAUAGGAAACCUAACUGAUCUUACGAUCAUCAACCUCUCCCGUAACAAGAUUUCCGGCUCCAUCCCUCCACAAAUAGGAAAUCUUAGGAAUCUCACUGAGUUAGGGCUCUCCAUCAACUCUAUAACGGGUUCCAUCCCUUCCGCAUUAGGAAACCUGACCAAGCUCACCAUCUUGCGGCUCUUCGACAAUCAGAUUUCUGGUUCAAUCCCACAUGAGCUAGGAAACCUACGGAAUUUGGUUGACCUAAGCUUGCUGAUGAACAAACUCACCGGUCCAAUUCCUACAUCUUUUGCCAAUUUGAGUAACCUGACCAGAUUAGGUUUACUUGGGAAUCAGUUAUCAGGUUCAAUACAAUUCUCGAAUCUAAUGAAAUUGGAAACAUUAAGCUUGAGUGACAACAACUUCUCUGGCCAUUUGCCACAACUAUGCCAACGCGGAUCGCUCAAAAGGUUCAGCGCCUAUAAGAACAAUUUCACAGGUCCCAUCCCCAAAAGCUUGAAAAACUGCACAAGCUUAAUUAAACUCGUGCUCUACGGAAACCAGCUCACAGGAAAUAUAUCUGAAGAUUUAGGUGUAUAUCCAAAUCUUGAAUACAUUGAUUUGAGCGAUAACAACUUGUAUGGUGAUCUACCACCAAAUUGGGGAGAAUUUCGAAAUCUAACAAGGCUGCAUUUAUCAGGAAAUAUGAUUUCGGGUAGGAUACCGCCCAAGUAUGGGCAGUUGUCUCAACUCGGAGUACUUGGCCUUUCUUCAAACCAACUGGUAGGAGAGGUUCCAAAGGAAUUCGGGCGUAUGUCUUCUCUGUUGAACUUGAGCUUAAAUGAUAAUAGACUUUCUGGGGAGAUACCAUUAGAAAUUGGAAAUCUAUCCAAUUUGCAGAUUCUUGACCUGUCAGGAAACAGCUUGAGUGGACCGAUACCAGAACGACUAGGGGACUGCUCUGAACUGAGGCAUUUGAAGCUGAGCAAAAACAAUUUGAAUGGGAGCAUGCCAUUUCAAAUUGGGAAUCUAGUGUUCUUACAAGAUAUGCUAGAUCUUAGUCACAACUUGCUCACUGGAGAGAUACCAUCACAGCUCGGAAAUCUGCGAAUGCUAGAAAACUUGAAUCUCUCCCACAACAGGCUCUCUGGUUCAAUUCCAUCUUCUUUCGAAGAGAUGAACAGCUUGACAUCUAUUGAUUUUUCGUACAAUCAGUUGGAGGGUCCUAUUCCAGAAAGUAAAGUUUUCAAGGAGUCUCUGGUCGAGGCUUUCUUAGAAAAUAAAGGUUUAUGCGGCGAAAUUGAAGGCUUGCCAUCUUGUAAUUCAUCUUGGACAGGAAAUGGUGGUGGAAGAAAAGGCUACAUGGUUGCAAUCUUCGUCAUUGUUCCUAUUUUAGGAGCAUUGCUUCUUAUAUUUGUCUUUAUCAAAGUGGUGUCCAUUUUCCAUCGAAUGGCUGGAAAUACAGAGGAAGUGGAAAUGCGCAUAGCCAACAAUGAUCUGUUUUCAAUAUGGAAUUAUGAUGGGAGGAUUGUGUACAAAGAUAUCAUUGUAGCAACCGAGGAUUUCGACGACAAGUACUGCAUCGGAGUAGGAGGAUCUGGGAAUGUGUACAAAGCAGAAUUACCGACAGGUCAGAUAGUGGCGGUAAAGAAACUUUGCUCUUCGGAAGGUGGAGAAUCUGUCAAUGAAAUUUGUUUUAGGAAUGAAAUACAAGCGUUACUGAAAAUUCGGCACCGCAACAUCGUGAAGCUUUAUGGAUUCUGUUCAAAUGUCCAGCACAAGUUCUUGGUCUAUGAAUUCAUGGAAAGGAGAAGCUUGUGGAUUGUUCUGAGUAAUGAGGAAAGAGCUGUCGAAUUUGAUUGGAUCAGGAGGAUGAGGGCUCUUAAAGGAAUUGCUGAUGCUUUAUCUUAUCUGCACCAUGAUUGCACUCCGCCGAUAGUUCAUCGGGACAUAUCGGCAAGUAAUGUUCUGUUGGACUUCGGAUUCGAGGCUUGCGUUUCUGAUUUCGGAACUGCGAGAUUUUUAAAUCCCAAUUCAUCUAACUGGACUGCGUUUGUAGGCACCUACGGAUAUGCUGCGCCAGAGCUUGCUUACACAAUGAAGGUGACUGAGAAGUGUGACGUUUACAGCUUUGGAGUGGUGGCGCUGGAAGUGAUAAUGGGACAGCAUCCUGGAGAAAUCAUCUCCUCUCUGUCAUCAUCAAGUGGCCAGAACAUACUACUAAUGGAUGUGUUAGAUCAACGGCUCUCAUCUCCCACAGUUGAAGUUGCAAAUGAAGUGGUUUUGGCCGUGGUACUAGCACUCGCAUGCAUAUGCCCCAAUCCGCAAUCUCGACCAUCCAUGCAGUAUGUGUCUCAACAGCUAUCUGCGAAGAGGCCACUUCUUCACCAGCCUCUUGAUGGAAUUACAUUGCAUCAGCUUUUGGGCCUUGAGAUGUAAUCAUGUACGGAUGAAGAUUAUUAAAAUAAUACUAUCCCAUUUUCAAGUUUUUUCA
Messenger RNA from Magnolia sinica, 3259 nucleotides. Its product is annotated as MDIS1-interacting receptor like kinase 2-like. Lineage: Eukaryota; Viridiplantae; Streptophyta; Magnoliopsida; Magnoliales; Magnoliaceae. Gene Ontology annotation, molecular function: protein binding; protein kinase activity; ATP binding. The record is from RefSeq and is a predicted model, not a curated record. The transcript has 2 exons. Bases 205 to 3204 code for a protein of 999 amino acids. Gene Ontology annotation, biological process: protein phosphorylation.